AGAGAGAGGGAGGGAGGGAUUGGAGGACAGAGUUGCGAGGCAAACCAGGAUCACAUGAGCACAGAUCUGUUUACAAACUGAAACUGUGCGGCCAGGAAAGACGCAGGCGCCUUCCUGGAGAACAUUACUGGCUGGCUUGACUAGAGCACAUCUUUAACCCCCAGAUGCUUGCGUUUUGGCUCGGAUAUUUGUUGAAUGAGCUAAGGGACUGUUGGGUUUUUUGUCCACUUUCUUGAUGAAAGGAUUGAGGGAACAGAUGGUUUUAGGUGGAGAGAAAAAACACUCCCCCACACAGGCGCACACAUAAACACUCCAGUGGCUUGAUGGUGGUGAAGACACUGUUCUCUUCGAUCUCUAAACGGCUUUAUUCGAAAUAAAGGAAUAUAACGUUACCUAAAAAGAACCGAGAGCGACGUCAAGGAAGAGGAGCUAGAAAAAUCGACUGAGAGACAUGCCGAAGUCUUUUGCAGUAAGGGUUUGAGGGAAGCCAAAGGCUGUAGAUGGAGUGCUGUAUGUUCUGGAUGUUUAGUGCUCGCUAAACCACCAUCCGCAGGACUUGUUAUUAAGACAUUUGUUAACUUCUGUGUAUGACAACAGAGGAGAUCACAUCCGAAGUGCCACAUGCGGACUGGAUCUCAAAGACGAGAAGAAUAUCAAGGGCACAUUAUAUAUGCUCCCUUUGUCUGUGUAACAAAGCACCUUGUGCAUAUUCACAUCGGCGGAGCCACAGAGUGAUUGAAAUCUUUUGUUCUUCGAUGCUGACAUCAUAAAAGUGGGAUGAAUGGAGGCAUAAUUGAACUAUAAUCAAGACAGCACACCCUGUCAUUCGAAGAGCUGCUUUUUAGACCCGUCUGACCUACAGGAAGAACUUGUGUCCUCCUCCUCCAGCCCCCGCAUUGCCUGCCUGCUCCAGACGAGCACAUUAGUCACUGAAGUGGUAUUGCUGCUCAGGAUGUUGAAACCAGUUUGAAGAAGUCAAGGGGAACUAUUCGGAAAGGCUGCCUCUGUGGUCUAGGGCUGCAGCAUUCAGACUGUGAUAUGUCAGAGGAAGACAUCUACCGUCUGCCGCUCAACGUGUACGUCAUUGUACUGGGCAUAGGCAUGUUCAUCUUCAUGCUCAGUGUAAUCUUCUGCUGCUAUCUGUUCAGAUUGAAACAGCAAGGUACAAGGGAGCAGUACAGCUACAAUGAGGUGGUGUUGAAAGGCGCAGGAAAGAAGCUGAGCCUGCUGGGACAGCCCUGUGCCGUGUGUCUCGAGGAAUUCAAGACCAGAGAUGAGCUGGGCAUCUGCCCGUGUUCACACACCUUCCAUAAGAAGUGAGUUCCACUGAAACAAGUGUUUACUUAAUGGGGAAUGUCACAUUUACUGCAUGCCAAGACCUGCUUGGAAUAGCCAGCAGAAUUCCAUAGAAAACUCAUC
Sinocyclocheilus grahami is the source of this 1419-nucleotide messenger RNA. Its product is annotated as RING finger protein 122-like. The transcript is spliced from 6 exons. The record is from RefSeq and is a predicted model, not a curated record. Bases 1039 to 1320 code for a protein of 93 amino acids. Lineage: Eukaryota; Metazoa; Chordata; Actinopteri; Cypriniformes; Cyprinidae.